This is a messenger RNA of Drosophila subobscura, 1359 nucleotides long. RefSeq names its product transcription factor Ouib. NCBI's taxonomy places the organism in Eukaryota, Metazoa, Arthropoda, Insecta, Diptera, Drosophilidae. Gene Ontology annotation, molecular function: RNA polymerase II cis-regulatory region sequence-specific DNA binding; zinc ion binding; DNA-binding transcription factor activity. Gene Ontology annotation, cellular component: nucleus. The coding region runs from base 25 to 1251 and encodes 408 amino acids. The record is from RefSeq and is a predicted model, not a curated record. The transcript is spliced from 5 exons. Gene Ontology annotation, biological process: regulation of transcription by RNA polymerase II.
AUAGUUUGAGUAUUUUGCAUAAAUAUGAAGAUGUUUUGCAGAACAUGUUCGCGGCAGAUACACAAUGCUGCAGCGAGAAACGUUUUCGAGGACUCCAGCAAUGGUCUGCUGGGAAAAAUCGAAACAUUAACUGGCCUGCUCCUGAGAAAUGAUGAGAAAUUGCCACAGCUCCUAUGCCAAAAAUGCGAGCAGGAUCUAGAGGCUGCCUUUGACUUCCGUAGAGUUUGCAUUGAAGUGCAGCAACGGCUGGAGCUUGAGAUGGAAUCUCAACUGCCGAAAGACGACUAUGAUAUCUAUCAAAGUAAUGUGGAAAGCGAUACUGAGCUAGGACCAGAGGAAUACGUUGUAGAGAUAGCGUCCAUUCGCCAUGAAUAUGAGAUACAACAGGAGAGUGAUAGCGAUCUGAGUAACCUGAAAGACGAGGACAUUGGAGAGACAGCUUCUAUUGUCCAAGAAGAUGCCAAUAAUGACAUGGAUGCCGAUAAACAUUCGUGCAACUUGUGUGGCCUUCAAUUUGCGAGCAGAAUCGAGCUCAGGACGCACCUGUACCAGCUACAUGAUGUUGUGCCUGCUGGAAGGAACUUUGAUUGCAGCCAUUGUGGGAAAAGUUUUCCCAUUGCCUCUCGACUAACCAAACACCUCCGUUGCAUUGGUGCCGAAUUGACGCAUGAAUGCCCAAAGUGCGGUGCAAAGUUUCACAGCCAAGUGUUGCUGGACAACCACACGGGUCGUCACCACAAACCACCCAAGGAGAGACAUGUCUGCCAUUUAUGCGGACAGUCGCUGGCCACGCGCUUCAGUCUGAAGUGUCACCUGGUGCGCCAUGCCGGCACCAGACCCCACAAGUGCCAGCAAUGUGGUGCCGCGUAUGCAACGGCUGCGGAGCUCCGUUCCCACGAAAGAAAGCACACGGCAGUGCGUCCCUAUCCCUGUCGGUAUAACUGCGGGAAAGAUUUUCAAUACUGCAGCGCCCGCAGCAUACACGAGAGAACUCACAUGGAUGAGAGCCAGCGUCCAUUUCGCUGCGAGUACUGCAGCAAGUCCUUCGUGACCAGGGGAGACUGCAGGUCCCAUCAAAUACAACACACAAUGAGCCGCGAACACAGCUGUAACAUCUGCAGGUUAGGAUUCAAGCUUAGGAAACAUUUUAAGGCCCAUCUAAAAUCGAGGACCCACAAGACCCUGGAAGCGCGAGACAAAGCUUUAAAACGAUAUGCAUUAGGCCCACUUUCUGUUGUUGAAUCCAAAUGAAAGUUACAAUGAAAUAGAGGCCCAGUCUCCCGAGGAGCCUAGGACACGCCGCCUUCUGUUCGAUGGAAAGAAGUUUUACGUUCAGAAGAACGCGGUGAUAAAUCAGGC